AAGAUGGCGGCGGCGGCGGCGGCGGGUAAGAUGAAGCCGUCCGCUCUUGUGCGAAAUUGGCUGAUUUGGGGUUUUCUGGUUCUCAUUCCCUCAGGCGUGCAGCUGAGCUGGGCAGGAACUGCCCACCGGGAGCUCCCACAGCAGCCUCAGAGGAUGCGCCGGAGGCCCAGCUAGGGCCUGACUUUGGCCCCAUGCGGCUCACCCGCUGCCAGGCUGCCCUGGCAGCCGCCAUCACGCUCAACCUCCUGGUCCUCUUCUAUGUCUCGUGGCUACAGCACCAGCCCAGGAACUCCCGGGCCCGCGGUCCCCGCCGUGGAGCCGCCGCCGGGCCCCGCGUCACUGUCCUGGUGCGCGAGUUCGAGGCCUUUGACAACGCCGUGCCAGAGCUGGUGGACUCCUUCCUGCAGCAGGACGCAGCCCAGCCGGUGGUGGUGGCCGCCGACACGCUCCCCUAUCCCCCCCUGGCCCUGCCCCGGGUUCCCAACGUCCGCCUGGCGCUACUCCAGCCCGCCCUGGACCGGCCCGCCGCGGCCUCGCGCCCCGAGACCUACGUGGCCACCGAAUUCGUGGCGCUGGUGCCCGACGGGGCGAGGGCCGAGGCGCCGGGCCAGCUGGAGCACAUGGUGGACGCGCUCCGGGCCGGAGGCGCACGCCUGGUGGCCGCCCCGGUCGCCUCCGCCAACCCCGCGCGCUGCCUGGCCCUGAACGUCAGCCUGCGGGAGUGGACCGCGCGCUACGGCCCCGCCCCCUCGGCGCCCCGCUGCGACGCCCUGGACGGGGACGCGGUGGUGCUCCUGCGCGCCCGUGACCUCUUCGACCUGCCGGCGCCCCUGGCCCGGCCGGUGGGCACCGGCCUCUUCCUGCAGACGGCCCUCCGCGGCUGGCCCGUGCAGCUGCUGGACCUGCCGUUCGCCGCGGCGCGCCAGCCCCCUCUGGCCACGGCCCACGCGCGCUGGAAGGCGGAGCGCGAGGGGCGCGCGCGGCGGGCGGCGCUGCUGCGCGCGCUGGGCAUCCGCCUGGUGAGCGCCGAGGGCGGCCGGCUCGAGUGGUUCGGCUGCAGCAAGGAGACGCCGCGCUGCUUCGGGACGGUGGUGGGCGACACGCCCGCCUACCUCUACGAGCGGCGCUGGACGCCCCCGUGCUGCCUGCGCGCGCUGCGGGAGACCGCGCGCUACGUGGUGGGCGUCCUGGAGGCGGCGGGCGUGCGCUACUGGCUGGAGGGCGGCUCGCUGCUGGGGGCCGCCCGCCACGGGGACAUCAUCCCGUGGGACUACGACGUGGACCUGGGCAUCUACCUGGAGGACGUGGGCAACUGCGAGCAGCUGCGGGGGGCCGAGGCGGGCUCGGUGGUGGACGAGCGCGGCUUCGUGUGGGAGAAGGCCGUCGAGGGCGACUUCUUCCGCGUGCAGUACAGCGAGAGCAACCAUCUGCACGUGGACCUGUGGCCUUUCUACCCCCGCAACGGGGUCAUGACCAAGGACACGUGGCUGGACCACCGGCAGGACGUCGAGUUCCCCGAACACUUCCUGCAGCCCCUCGUGCCCUUGCCCUUUGCCGGCUUCGUGGCGCAGGCGCCGAACAACUACCGGCGCUUCCUGGAGCUCAAGUUCGGCCCCGGGGUCAUCGAGAACCCCGAGUACCCCAACCCGGCACUCCUGAGCUUGGUCGGAAGCAGCUGAAGCCCCAGCGCGCGCUCCUGGGGUCGGGAGAGCUGGCCUCCGGGUUGGUGCCGCCGGCGUUUGGCGAGCGGGCUGGGGGUGCCGAGCUGCCCUGCAGGGCCCAGCGCGCGCCUGGACGUCGAAGACCCACGCUGCCCGAGAUUUCCCAGCGCGUGGGCUUUAUUUAGAGCGCGGACAGUUUUUGUAAAGAGGAAAACGUGUGGAUACUGGGCUGGACUGCCGCGACUAAAACCCCAGCUCUACCACUUGCGACUUAGGUGGGCCCGGGCGACUGUCCCAACGUCUCUGUGCCUCGGUUUCUUCCAGGGUGCAGUGAGCGCCCUCGGGUCUAGCUCACAGUCUGUGGGACGCUUGGUUGCUGGGCUUGCUUCCGCCACUAGAGGGCGCCGUUGUCCUGCUGUGGGGCCAAGGCGCCGGGAAGCCUGGCAUCUCUGUUGUUCUGUAACUUUCCUGACUCUUCUUGGCUUUGGUCUCUCCAAUCCCCUGUAUCUCGCAGGACGGGAUAGCUGUCUCCCUUCGAGAGCCCCGUGAGGGGCGUGCUGCUCUUGACCUCAUCUUACAGAGGAGGAAGCAGGCUCAGAGCCCUGAGCUGCAGCUAUGGUUAAGGACCGGGUCCUGGAUGCCCGCCCCACUCCGUGUUAACUUAUUUUAGCUCUCUGCACCUGUUAGCCCACUUGCAAGGCGGGAUAAACAGUAAUCACAGCCCAAAUUACGCCGCACAUACUGUGUGCCAGGCAUCCUUCUCAGUAUUUGACUGUAUCUGAGUAUCUCAACUCUCUGAGGUGAGAGCUGCUAUUCUUUCCACUUUACAGAUGAGCAAACUGAGGCUAGAAUGGUAACGUCAUUUGCUCAAGGUCACACAGCUUGGGAAGUGACAGAGCAGGGACUUGACCCCAGGCAGUCAGUCUGGAGCCCACACUGAAGUUGGUAACUGAAGUCAUUCUCUCCUAAUGCUGCGGGAGGGGAGAUCCGGGGAGGCGGAACCGCCUUGCCUGAGACUCUGCUUUGCACCUUAGAAAUGGGUGUGAUGAAAGUUCACCCCACAGGGGUGCUGGGAGGCACUUGAGUGGUAAAGGGGUCACGAAUCAAGGCUGGGGUUGGCUCCUGGCUUGGCCACUUAUUUUCUUUGCCAUCUUAAGCAAGUCACUGCCUCCCCGAACGUAUAGAUUGGGGAGGCGGGUGUGUGUGUGUGUGUCCUCGCAGAAACUUGAAGCAGAAACUUGAAGCCCUUGAGCGAGGAGACUUCACAGACCAGCAGGAGAGAACACAAAUGCAAAUUUGGCCCAAUACCAUGAGGCUCAGACAUCCAAAGCCUGACUUCUUAGAACGUAUCCUGUGUUUAGCCACUGGACCCGCAAAUGGCUCCCAGACUGUUGGGUUUCCACGGGACAUUUGGGAAACAUAAAGGGAUGAUUUGGGGUGAUCGUGUGGUGCUCUUAGCUCUUGGGAGCCCCGGCCCAGGGAUGGAGAUGUCUCAUGAUUGUGCAGGGCGUCUCCACCUAACAAAACAUUGUCCCUUGUCAUAUAUGGUUUUGAAAUGUCCCACGGGGCAUUCAUGAAGGAUGUGUGAUAUUCAAAAUCUUUGGCAACAGGUACAGUAAUAUAUAAAUGAAUAUAUGAGUCAAUAUAUGCAUCCGAGUAUUUAAAUAGUUUUUUUUAUCCUCUAAAGAAUGGAAACGAUCUCUCCAUAUACAUAUUUCUUUAAAUUGUUUGCAAAGAACAGAAGCUAAAGCUCAAAUCGUUCUUAAAUCAUUGCAGUGAUUUUGUUUUAUUUAGAAAUUGUCGGUGUGAAUUCUUGAUUGACACACGCACACAUAUAUUAUUUAUUUAUUAUAUAAAAAUAUAUAAAAUAACCCUGCCUUCGCUGUGAUUUGAUAAGGGAACCACAUCAAGGGCUUCUAGCAACUUCCCACUAAACCGGGUAUCAUUAGGUGACAUGGGGUCUCAAUACAUCAUUUCUCUUAGCAUUACCCAUGGUGUUCUGGUAUGUUCCCCUCUCCUCACUGUUCCUGAACUAACAGCUACAACUUUUGUAGCCUUUAUACUACCGCCUGACGGCUCUGUGCAUUUGAUGCCUUUAUCAUUGAUUAAUUAAUAGUCUGACAGGGGUGCCUGGGUGGCUCAGUCGGUUAAGUGUCUGACUUCAG
Hyaena hyaena (striped hyena) is the source of this 3826-nucleotide messenger RNA. It is a transcript of the gene FKRP, whose product is annotated as fukutin related protein. Bases 192 to 1679 code for a protein of 495 amino acids. NCBI's taxonomy places the organism in Eukaryota, Metazoa, Chordata, Mammalia, Carnivora, Hyaenidae. The record is from RefSeq and is a predicted model, not a curated record. The transcript is spliced from 3 exons. Gene Ontology annotation, cellular component: Golgi apparatus. Gene Ontology annotation, biological process: protein O-linked glycosylation via mannose.